This is a messenger RNA of Solenopsis invicta (red fire ant), 1169 nucleotides long. RefSeq names its product protein LLP homolog. The record is from RefSeq and is a predicted model, not a curated record. Gene Ontology annotation, molecular function: RNA binding. Gene Ontology annotation, cellular component: nucleolus. The transcript has 2 exons. Bases 183 to 635 code for a protein of 150 amino acids. Gene Ontology annotation, biological process: dendrite extension. Lineage: Eukaryota; Metazoa; Arthropoda; Insecta; Hymenoptera; Formicidae.
AGAUGGCGUAUGGCGUCUCGAAAAAUCGGUAUCUAUUUUAUGAACGUAGAGGCACUUUAAAGCAAAGUCGCAGAUUCUUUGAGAGUCGUCUCCCUAUUACAUGUAUAACUGUUGGUGGAAACAGGUGGAAACAUAACCUAUUUCUUUAGCUGCAUUCGUUUUGAAAUACGCACGUGUGAGAAAUGGCUAAAUCUUUGCGCAGUAAAUGGAGAAGAAAAUGCAGAGCGAUCAAGAGAGAACGUUACGCAGUAAAAGAAUUAGAUAGACUAAAGAAAACACUUGGUAUUGACGAUAAUAAUACGUCUAAGGAUAUCGAAAUGUCUGACAUCGCAGAAAUCGCUACAGUUGUCAACGCCAAAAAAGUAAAAAAGGAUAUAAAGGCUAAGCAAGUUGAAACUUCAGAAUCUAAGAUCGAGGCAAAUGAAGAACAAAUGGAAGUGGAUGAUGUGAGAGUGUAUAAUAAGAAAACAUUGCGGGAUCAGUAUGGUAAUUAUCCGGUAUGGAUGAGCCACAGGAAGAUAGUCAAACACAAAAAAGGCAGAGCAAAAACACAGAAAGCAAGCAAGAAGACAAAUAAAAGGCUUACUAGACGACAGAAGAAAGCAAUUAAGGAAAAAAUUAUGGAUACUUCAUAAUUUGUUAAUUUUUAAGUAAUAUGAAUAUAGCUUUUUUUAAAAAUAAAAAUUAAUGAAAGACAAACUCAUUUUUUUUUAAUUCUAAAUUGCAGUACUGUUGGAAAGUUCUUAGACACUUGCCUCAUGUAGAAAGUAUUGUGCAUACAAAAUAUUUAUAAACGUUUGUAAAAAUCCUCAUUUUUGGGCUGUUUUUGUUCGUGAAUUGCUAUUCAUGAAAAAAAUGUGCAGCUGUUAUAUGAUUUCAAUCAUUUGAAAUUACAAUUAGGUGUGGUUGUAGCACAAACUUAUUUAAAAAAGUUUCUUUCGUGUCUGAUUCUAAAUUGGUAAUAUGUCUUCUUAAAUUAACAGUUUUAGGUUUUAUUUAUGAUCUAAGAUUUACUUAUUUUAAUAAUAAUAAUAAUAUAUUUUUUGUGCAAGUAUGCCGGAAACAGUGCUUUUUUCGAAAUUGUAAUAUGUUACUGUAUAAUUUUUGAUAAAAAAAAAUAUAACAUAAAAGAGUAAGACUUAUAAUAUAUCUUUUAUCUACUUGAAUUA